Penicillium olsonii is the source of this 2517-nucleotide messenger RNA. The record is from the annotation of a GenBank genome assembly. NCBI's taxonomy places the organism in Eukaryota, Fungi, Ascomycota, Eurotiomycetes, Eurotiales, Aspergillaceae.
AUGCGCCCGGCGCUUCUGCGACUGUUGAAGAGGCCGUCCGCCGUCUCGAUUCUUGACAACCUCACAGCUACACCGAUCGGAAUAGAGCAAUUGGACUCGAAGUACAGGUGUUUACGGUGCACUUCUCGAAGCUCGAAGCACGAAAAACUGAGUGAAAAUACACAUCGCCCGACGCCAAGCACAGUCGAAGAUCCAUGCCGAGGGAAACGGCCAUUCAGCUUUCCGAUAUAUGAAAUCGAGGAAUCCAGCGAACACCCGAUUCUUGAACACACCGAUGUCGCGGACGGCCAAGAACACCGGGGAACUACGCAAUAUCCGAUUGAACAGCUGGCGCUUCGGCCGGACAAGCUUGAAUUUGAAUCAGACGUCGGACACCUGAACGACAUUGGAACGCGGCUAGUGGAUGGGACGGACAAUCGGUUCAAUUUGGAUCUGUGGGAGGAGCUUCUCCGGUACCGACAGCGGCAUUAUGGUGAUACUGGCACAAUUGAUAUAUGGGAGGGACUGACCGUCCGCGUGGACGGAGUUCGACUUCCAGUCGAAGGCAAACAAGCGGAGUUUUUCUGGCGGAGCUUUGUGGAUUUGGGGUUGAGGCGAGAGAUAUUCCUCACGGAUGUCGUUCAAUACGCCGUCAAACUCAUGGAAAACCACAAUAGUCACUGGCCAAAGCUCUAUGGCCGCAUUGUGGGCGGCUUUCUCGAACAGGGCUCGCCGAACCGGGCGGUCGAAUGGCACAAGCGGCUUCAGAGUGCUCGACUUGCCACUCCCAAUGACACAUUGCAAAUUUUGCCGUCGGCGCUCAGCUCGUCGUCUCUUCCGGCCGGUACGGAAUGGGCACUGUCGAACGAACUCGAAAUGUCACCUUUGUCACCCAGGUUGAAGGCAUUCCAGGAUAUGUGCUCCACGAUUCCCGGGCACCAGUUCUACGGACCAGUGAUUGCAACACUCACGCGGCAUGGCCAUGGAGAAUCGGCAAUCUCUAUGCAUUCUUUCCUCACGCGCCGUGAGGAUCACCCACAAACCCCAACCGACAUCCAGCCGCUGCUGGAUUUCGUCGAGAAAUUCGGGCUUCGAAAGGAGUUCAACAAGCUUCGCAGAUACUAUAAAAGGCGGUUUGACCCUGAAGCUUCCGUUGAUCAACCUGGUCCAAUCCACCUGGCCCAGCAUGCCCAGCACGCCCAGCACGCCGAGAAAAACUCGCAAGACGAGAAGCCUUUCAAGGACGAUUUAGGCGCUAAGCUGUUUGCCACCCGGGCCCUCAACUUUGAUAUGAUAGUCGGUGGUUUGAAGAUGAUUGGGGUGACAGAUAUUGGUCCCCGGACCUUGCGCGAGAUGGCGACCAGAGCCCACGGUAACCAGGAUCUCCUGGACAAGCUCAAAAUUCUCAGACAAUCAGGGAUAUCCAUCGGAAACACCGUAUUCUCGCGCUUGGUCCAGAAGCUUGCAGCCCAGAACCGCGACAUACUCCUCUCAGACAUUCUGCGCAGCGAUCAGCACCCCGAUGUCUUCGAAGACAAACGCACCCAGGAGUCGAUGCUAGUUUCGUACUACAUGGCUCGGGAUUGGCGACUAUACAAUAUGACUUUAGCGGUCCUGACAGAACUAUACCCAGCUACACCCGAUCUCUCCGAUAUCCAUUUUAGGAAGCAUCUCGCGGCCUGGGAACUGGCUGCUGCCUGCAAGGUGGCAGAUGAGCUUGCUCUAAGGAACCAGACUUUGAGCGAGGAUAGCGUGGAUUACAUGGCUGAGCAGGUUCUCACCCCUCGCAGGAUGCACCAUCGCCCACCACCAGGCCAACGUCUCUCUACUUCUCAAGAAGUGGUCUUCAUCUUCAAGAUUCUCAAACGAGUGGUCCCUACGGGAGGGUAUGUCAGUGCAGCAUUUUGGGUCGAGAUCCUCAAACGCCUGGGGAUGGCCGAUGCUUGGAAAGAUUGGGCCGAGCUUCGACACCUCUGCCACUGGCUUGUUCGCCAAUACACCAGCAGCGCCGAGGCACUUUCCCAGACAGACACGCAGCUGCAUGAAAGUCCCGUGCAGACCAGGAGUCAGGAUCGACGAAUUCUCGACUUGGUCUUCACUCCACAGAUGCAAGCCGCCAUCAUCUCCUGGGGCUUCAUGUUUCGCGUACUUGACACAACCGCCUCCAAAUUCACCAUACCUCACCCCUCCAAGCCAGACGAAAAACUCGUGCCCUGGGUUCGGGGUCUCAUCCUACUCCGAGAGCUGGAAAAACUCGGUCUUCGUCUCGACAAGAGAUUGAUCUCUCAGGCAGUCCGUCACCGGCUUGCCAUGCUUUACAGCGAGCAUGUUCUUUCUGCUCGCCGUGUGAAUCGUAUGCUGCGGCGUCGUAACCCAUACACUGCGCAGCAAGUGGUUCAUGAUGUAUUCCAGGCGUGGGGUGACGCAUCGCUCUUCAAUGGACUGGAGAGGAACCUAGAACACUUGGUAAAUCCGCCACGGUCUACCAGGUCGAAGCGGCGUGCUCCUGGUGUACGCCUCUCGCGGAAAGGGCUAUGA